Molecule: messenger RNA, 567 nt
Organism: Enterobius vermicularis (human pinworm)
Lineage: Eukaryota; Metazoa; Nematoda; Chromadorea; Rhabditida; Oxyuridae
Source: the annotation of a GenBank genome assembly
AUGGCAUCAAGUGCUCUCCACUUACCGAGCAAAAGUAUCGAUGACAUCUUACGUGUAGCCAAAAGCAGAGGUUAUACAAAUCACGGAGAAUUGUUCUCUGCUUCUUGGCUGUCAGAGUUGGCUCAUGAGUUGUGGCCUACAGUUUCCUGCGUCGCUGCAAAAUUUCCGUCCAAGGAUAAGCUUGUAAAGUUACUUGUACAAGGCUCAUUAAUUUUGAUUCCUUAUGAUUGCGACAGGAAUCAUGAACCAACUUGUCGUCAUGGACAUAGUGCUCAUUGGUGCAUUAUAGUCGGCUAUCUCUGUCCAAAAGCAGGUCUCGAUAGUGUUUCCUGGGUAAAUACUAUACCGGAAGAUACGAAUAAUCUGUACGUAUUUGCUUUGCACGGUAAGAGUCGGCACUGUGCACUCUGGGAUUACGAUUCUCUAUUGAAGAGCAAUGCUAAUUUAUUUGAGGUUAGUCCAAAGAGGUUGAAGGACAAUGAGAAAUACGUUGUUCCUGAGGAAGGGUUGUCAGCUUUGAGGGGUCAAUGUGUGAUUGUAUCGUUGUCUCAUGCCAUCGUAGAAUGA